UUGAAUACCAGUGCUCUCUCUAUCCUAUCUUCUAUCCAAUGCUACUCUCAAGGUCUACACUACCGGUGCUCUCGACUAUCAUUCGGCGGACAAUGUCUUCAUCAUCGACGACCAGACAGGAGAUCCGUACACCACUGGCACCCGAACCUAUCGGUCCCUAUUCCCAGGCCAUACGAUCGGGCAAUACUGUCUACUUGAGUGGCCAGAUAGCCAAAAAUGUCCAAACUGGCCAACUAGUACUGGAACCAUUUGACCGACAAGCGGAUCAAGUUUUCAGUAAUUUAAGGACAGUUGUCGAAGCAGCGGGCGGUCGAUUGGAUCAAGUGGUCAAACUAACUAUUUUUAUACUGGAUUUCGGUAAUUUCCAAGCGGUUAACCAGUCGAUGGAAAAAUAUUUUCGACCACCCUAUCCGGCCAGGAGUACGAUAGGUGUGGCCAGUUUGCCGGCCGGUGUCGGUAUUGAAGUCGAAGCUAUACUACAGUUAUAGGGGACUGAUUGAUAGAUUGACUGUUUUUGGGGGGCGGGGAGUAAUAGAGGGGAG
This is a messenger RNA of Oppia nitens, 542 nucleotides long. RefSeq names its product 2-iminobutanoate/2-iminopropanoate deaminase-like. Gene Ontology annotation, molecular function: deaminase activity. NCBI's taxonomy places the organism in Eukaryota, Metazoa, Arthropoda, Arachnida, Sarcoptiformes, Oppiidae. Gene Ontology annotation, cellular component: cytosol. The transcript is spliced from 2 exons. The coding region runs from base 39 to 488 and encodes 149 amino acids. The record is from RefSeq and is a predicted model, not a curated record.